AUGGCAUCAGUCCCUUCGCCGUCAGAUAGUAUUCUCUCUUCCUCUACUUCUCUGGAAGUAGCAGACGUGCUGCAUAAAUUGUCCUUGGAUAAUCAGAACAAGUCACUUCAAGUUCCUGACACUAGAAAGAAGACACCUGCUGUUCAGUAUUCGCCUGUUGAGUUUAGGACUUCAGCAAUUGGGUUGAACAGGCCAUAUGAGAGAUCUACAACUUCUUUUCAUCAGGAUUUCAUGGAUCCAAGCAUGGUCUACAAUCCCAGUGGUUAUCCUUCAUCUACGUACUAUUAUGGAGCCUAUGAUGGAUCCAUGAAUGACUGGGAGAGAUUUUCAACUCCGAAUGGAGCCGAACGGGUUUCAGGAAUUUAUGGGGAGUAUCAUGGUUAUACUUAUGCACCAUAUGGUGCAUAUUCCCCUACAGCUUCAUCCAUGAGGCAUGAUGGUCAGCUGUAUGGGCCACAGCAGUACCAGUAUCCGACCUCUUAUUUCCAACCUUCUACUCAGACCAGUGGGUCUUACACGCCCAACCAGAUCAAUGCUUCCCUACUCAUUGUCGCUGAGAAGCUGCAAUCACAAGCAGAAAUAGCUAAUGGAAAUAUGCCUUCUGUAGGAAAUUUUACUGCCAAUAGAAGCAACUUGUCAAAGCCCCUAAGACACUAUAACCAGAACUCAACUAUAAAGUACAAUGAUUCCUAUGGAUGGGGACGAUUGCCAUCAGCAACUUCAGGGAUCUCCUCAGCAGUUUCACACGGCUACAAUUUUUCUACUGGAAGGAAUCACAACCAUCUAGUGGGCCUGCAACCCCCUAGAGGAACUUCUGGAUUGGGCGCAGCUGGAUUUUCGAAUCAAGUGUAUCCUAAUAACAGGAUUUAUGGUCAGUAUGCAAGCAGUGGCAGCAGAUUUGCACCCAACCAUUAUUAUCCUAUGACCAACAGCCAUGGGUGGUUAGCUGUUGAUAACAAGUACAGGUCCAAGGGUCAUGGUAGUAGUUUAUAUGGAAACAGUAAUGAAAGCAUGGAUGGUUUUAAUGAAUUGAAUAGAGGACCUCGAGCAAAGGGCUUGAAUGAUCUGAAGGAUGCUGAACCUAUCACAUUGCCAGUGAAGGGACAGAGCCUUCUGUUGAAGGGUAACGACAAAGGCAAUUUGCCUCUCUCUCCAGACAGACAACCAUACAACAAAGAGGAUUUCCCUGAAACAUAUGCAGAUGCUAAGUUUUUCAUCAUCAAAUCUUACAGUGAGGAUGAUGUGCAUAAAAGUAUUAAAUAUGGUGUCUGGGCAAGCACACCCAAUGGUAACAAAAAACUAGAUGCUGCAUACAAGGAAUCUCAUGAGAAAUCUGGUGGAUGCCCUGUGUUUCUGUUAUUCUCUGUCAAUGCCAGUGGACAGUUUGUUGGUCUUGCAGAAAUGGUUGGUCCAGUUGAUUUUGACAAUAGUGUGGAGUAUUGGCAACAGGAUAAGUGGAGUGGCUGCUUCCCAGUGAAGUGGCAUAUUGUCAAAGAUGUGCCUAAUAGUUUGCUUAGGCACAUCACACUUGAAAACAACGAGAAUAAACCUGUGACAAACAGCAGGGAUAUUCAGGAGGUUGGACUUGAUCAAGGUAUUCAACUAAUUAAGAUUUUUAAAGGCCACUCUAGCAAGACGUGCAUUCUGGAUGAUUUUGAAUUCUAUGAAGGGCGUCAAAAGACUAUGGUAGAGAAGAAAGCUAAGCAAUGGAAGUUGCAGGUUGCAAAUGUGGAGAUAACUGAGUCUGCCUCAACUGAAGAUGUUGAUAAAAAUGGGCAUGCGGGAAAACUGAGGGAUAACAAGCUUGUCCCUGCCACCUCGAAUUCCGAAGCUGCAGCAUGUGAAAUGAUCAAGACUAAUGGAGAGCACAAGGUCUUAUAA
Fraxinus pennsylvanica is the source of this 1881-nucleotide messenger RNA. The record is from the annotation of a GenBank genome assembly. Lineage: Eukaryota; Viridiplantae; Streptophyta; Magnoliopsida; Lamiales; Oleaceae.